AAUGAAUGUUUAAGUUGGCAACACUGACAGACGUAAACAGAAAUGGUGUUUUGAUGCCUUGCUCUAGUCUAGUGAGUCUAGUCGUUUCCUUUAGGACAAAGCUGCAUUCCCUACAUUGGUAUUAGUAGCUACUAACACCACGUAUAAAAAUCGGGCCUAGGUGUUGAAAAGAUACACUAUCAAGAGAUAAACCUCGCGUGGAAGCCGGUCGAACUGGGACUACCAUGGCCUUCUUUGGAAAACUGUUCAGGACCAUCAUAGGGGGAGAGGAACAAUCUGGAAACACCGUGUGUGAAGUUGGAAUAUCAAAGUUUGCCAGAGUACAUGUUGUGAGCCGGGAGGACUGUUUGGUUCUCUAUGGUCCUACAGACACUAAUCAGUAUGAGCUGCUUCUUCAGCAGCCAGUUCAGAAUUCACUUUCAAAGGCCUAUAGCCUUUUCCGAAUGGCAGACCAGGGUGAUGCACAGAUCCGUUUCGUGACUUUGAGGGAGGUGAUUCCACUGCUGGUACGACAUAUACCACAUGAAAUCAUUAAUCAACAAGGACUACAGACAUUGUGCGACCUAGUGAGGGAUCAUCAGACCUGGACAGUAGCUCACAUUGCAGCAUACCUUGGUUAUGCUACAUUAUUCUUUCAGGCUGAUGUGGUCAGGUAUUGAAUAUUAUCUGUUUUGUGUGUGUGUCCACAUCACACAGUAUAUAGAUGUUCAUGAUUUACAAUCUGAAGAGAGAGAGAGAGAAGUAAAUUAAGAGGGAUAUAAUAUCCUAAUGUAGAUUGCAGGAAAAUGGUGUAGAAAUUGCUUGAUACCACAUUCUUGGGUCAAGUUGUGAGAAUACUACAUAUGUCAAUUUUUUGAGUACAUUUUAAAUGGUAAUUAAAAGGGAAGGAGUAAUGGUACUGGGAACUCUUUCCUCCAUAUUUUUUUUAUUCUGACAGUGAAAUAAGAUAUGAUAUCUUGUCUGG
This is a messenger RNA of Scylla paramamosain (green mud crab), 964 nucleotides long. RefSeq names its product 85/88 kDa calcium-independent phospholipase A2-like. Bases 225 to 659 code for a protein of 144 amino acids. NCBI's taxonomy places the organism in Eukaryota, Metazoa, Arthropoda, Malacostraca, Decapoda, Portunidae. Gene Ontology annotation, cellular component: mitochondrion. Gene Ontology annotation, biological process: positive regulation of ceramide biosynthetic process. The record is from RefSeq and is a predicted model, not a curated record. The transcript is spliced from 4 exons.